AUGGGUAUGGAGAAACCGGCACUAACUGACCACCAGUGGACAACUGGAUGCCAGGUGGUUUUGCGAGGAGUCUCAUUUACGGUAUCAGCGGGUGAGCAUCUUGCAAUUGUUGGCCCAAGUGGUUCUGGAAAAAGCACUUUAACUGCUCUGAUGCUACGUUUCUAUGAUCCGACAAGUGGUCACUUGUCUGUUUUUUUUCUUGUUGACCACCGGACGCCUAAACAGAUCAGCGCAGUGCAGUAUAUGCCAUCGCGAUAUCAGUAA
Gongylonema pulchrum is the source of this 264-nucleotide messenger RNA. The record is from the annotation of a GenBank genome assembly. Lineage: Eukaryota; Metazoa; Nematoda; Chromadorea; Rhabditida; Gongylonematidae.